Messenger RNA from Nomascus leucogenys (northern white-cheeked gibbon), 2776 nucleotides. RefSeq names its product zinc finger protein 891 (gene ZNF891). Gene Ontology annotation, molecular function: DNA-binding transcription repressor activity, RNA polymerase II-specific. Gene Ontology annotation, biological process: negative regulation of transcription by RNA polymerase II. Lineage: Eukaryota; Metazoa; Chordata; Mammalia; Primates; Hylobatidae. The record is from RefSeq and is a predicted model, not a curated record.
GUUCAGGCCGCGCCCCGCCCCCAGUCCGUCAGCUGCGCGCCCUGGGACCCUAGAGCCGGCGAUUCCUCGCCGGCGCCCCAGCCGCUACUCUGUGCCGGACACUGCGGGCCUUCCGCCGAGAGCGCGUUCGUGACGCACAGACCAGGAUCCUCCGCGGGGCGGCGCACGAACUCCUGGGAAACGUAGUUCGGCCUCGCGUCCCUCUGAGGCGGGACCGCGGACUCCUGGAGGCAAGCACUGAGGACGGGGAGGACUUCAGGUGAAAUGCAUCCCUCCUGUGACUGGAUUGGAGACACAAGAACAGAAACAUCCUGAUCUCUCUACUUUACUGUGCAGGCUUAUGUACUCAUAAAAUGGCAGUUAUGGACCUAUCCUCCACAUGGGCUUUAACUAAACAGAACUCUGCCUGUUUCCAUCUGAGAAAUGCUGAAGAGGAAAGGAUGAUUGCUGUAUUUCUGACAACCUGGUUACAGGAACCAAUGAGUUUCAAAGAUGUAGCUGUGGAGUUCACUCAGGAGGAGUGGAUGAUGCUGGAUUCUGCUCAAAGAAGUCUGUACAGAGAUGUGAUGUUGGAAAACUAUAGAAAUCUCACCUCUGUGGAAUAUCAAUUGUGCAGGCUUACUGUGAUCUCCCCAUUGGAUCAAGAAGAGAUAAGGAAUAUGAAAAAGGGAAUUCCCCAAGCCAUCUGUCCAGACCAGAAGAUUCAACCUAAAACCAAAGAAUCAACUGUGCAGAAAAUUUUGUGGGAGGAACCAUCCAGUGCAGUGAAAAUGAUAAAACUCAAAAUGCAUAAUUGGUCCUCCAUAUUAAGAGAAGACUGGGAAUGCCGUAAGAUCAGAAAACAGCAUAAGAUUCCAGGGGGACAUGGGAGGCAAAUGACAUAUGCCCCAAAGAAAACAGUAUCUCAGGAGCUAUUCCAUGACUAUCAUGAAUUGGAGGAAAACUCUAAACUUAGAUCAAAACUUAUUUUUUCACAGAGCAUUUUCACCAGUAAGCAUUGCCAAAAAUGUUACUCAGAGAUUGGAUGUUUGAAACACAAUUCAAUCAUAAACAAUUAUGUGAAAAACUCUAUAAGUGAGAAGCUCUAUGGAAGUCAUGAAUGUGAUACAACUCUGUGGCAUCUUCAGAGAAAUCAAACAGUACAAAAAGAGUACACAUAUUCUAAACAUGGAAUGCACUUCACACGUAAUAUGUUUUCUGUACCUAACAAUUUGCAUAUGGCACAGAAUGCCUGUGAAGGUAAUAAAGAUGAAAUGCUGUGUCAUCAAUCAUCCCUUAAGAAACAAGGACAAACUCAUACUGAUAAGAAACAUGAAUGUAAUCAAUGUGGAAAAACCUUCAAAAGGAUUUCUAAUCUUACUUUACACAAGAAAAGUCACAUGGGUGAGAAACAAUAUGAAUGUAAAGAAUGUGGUAAAGUGUUCAGUGAUUCCUCAACCUUAAGGAGACAUGUAAGAACUCACACUGGAGAGAAACCCUAUGAAUGUAAUCAAUGUGGAAAAGCUUUCAGUCAAAAAACAUCCCUUAAGGCUCACGUGAGAACUCACACUGGAGAGAAACCUUAUGAAUGUAACCAGUGUGGAAAAUCCUUUGGCACAAGCUCUUACCUUAUAGUGCACAAGAGAAUACACACUGGAGAAAAACUCUAUGAAUGCAGUGAGUGUGGAAAAGCCUUCAACACGAGCUCUCACCUUAAAGUUCAUAAGAAAAUUCAUACCGGAGAGAAUCUUUAUGAAUGCAGUGACUGUGGGAAAGUUUUCAGUGGGCUCUCAUCCCUUAGAAUGCAUAUAAGAACUCACACUGGAGAGAAACCCUAUGAAUGUAAGGAAUGUAGGAAAGCCUUCAGUGUUUCCUCUUCCCUUAGGAGGCAUGUGAGAAUUCACACUGGAGAGAAACCCUAUGAAUGUAUUCAAUGUGGAAAAGCCUUCAGUCAGAGCUCUUCACUUAUUAUACACCAGAGAAUUCAUACUGAGAGAGAAACCCUGUAAGUGUUAUGAAUGUGGAAUUGCUGUUUUCAUUGUCUUAAGGUGGAUUCCAAGCUCCUUGUCUCAGUCUUUGUUCCCUAAAAUAACCAUUUAAGGUUACAAAUGGCUCUUUUUUUAAUAUAACAUUUUGUUCUAUAAAUACUAAUUAUGACUUUUUUUUGAUCCAUGGCUGUUUAGAAUUACGUAUUUUUAAUAUGUGAGGUAGGUAUAUUUUCAGUUAUCUUUUUAUUGUUGGUUUCUGGGUUAAUUCCAUUUUGUUCAGAGAAUCUGGACUAUAUUUUACUGCUUUGUUGGUGUUUUUAUGAAAGUUGUUUUCUGGCCCAGUGAGACUGCUAUUGCUAGCAGCCAACCAAACAUUUGAGCACAUCUUUCCUUACGAAUGAAUUCCAUCUUAGCCAAGAACAAUAAGGUCUCUGGUUAUAGAAUUCUUCUUUGACUUCUUGUAGCUAAGGGUAGCCAUAUCAUUCAUUCUUGCUGAUUCAAAAAUAGACAUAUCACUGGGAACAGAACUAUCUAUCUUGUCCUCUACUUUUUGCACUUCAUCUUUGUCCCUGUGAAUUGGCCAUUCCUGAAGCUGCUGAAAGAGCUAUCUUGUGAUCACGAAAAUGACAACUGUAGCCGAGGGAUGAAGUAGAAGAAAAAGAUCCCUGUUCCUCAAAGAAAUCUUUAAAUAGUUGUACCAGCCCUGCACUGCUUGUAUCUGGACAUGUUCCUAUGUGAGAAAAAUAAGGUUUUUUGUUUGUUUGUUUGUUUUUUGAGAUGGAGUCUCGCUCUGUUGCCCAGGCUGGAGU